Dicrocoelium dendriticum is the source of this 1014-nucleotide messenger RNA. The record is from the annotation of a GenBank genome assembly. NCBI's taxonomy places the organism in Eukaryota, Metazoa, Platyhelminthes, Trematoda, Plagiorchiida, Dicrocoeliidae.
AUGGAGAACGUCAGACUUAGUCUUAGAUUACUCUUGGAUCUAUUCAGCUGGACAGAAUCACCGUUUUACCUCUUUAUUCGUGCGUUGCCCGUCUCAUAUCGCACAUGUUUGUACAUGACUCCGGACGAUGUGAGAUAUCUGCGUGGCUCAAAGGCUUUAGAGAUGGCGGUGCUCAAUUUUCAGUUUAUCUGUCGACAAUAUGCCUAUUUUUUUAACCGAUUGCAAAACAGUCAUCUACCAUUUGCUUCGGCGUUUUGCUUCGAAGAUUACAGAUGGGCUGUGUCCACAGUGAUGACGAGGAACAAUUCGUUACCAAAAAUCAUGUCUGAUGUCAAAGAAAGGUGUUUGGUUCCUCUGUGGGAUAUGGUUAACCACAAAUUUGGCAAGAUAACCACACAUUUUGACCCCAAAUCCGAGGAGCUCGUCUUCCAUGCUAUGGAGACCGUGACCGCUGGAGAACAGAUCUUCAUGGAUUAUGGAAAACGCACCAAUGCUGAAUUACUCCUCUUUUCCGGUUUCGUACCUGUAAAAAAUCCCCAUAAUCACAUCCCUAUCACGUUAGGUGUCAGCUCUUCCGAUCCUCUUCAUAUGAAAAGGCUCCGUUUGCUGCAACUGGUUGGUCUGGAAUGUCCAUUAGAACGGAACAUCACCGGUGAUCUGUCAAGCUUGUGGGAUCUUAUUACUUUCGCUCGGAUCUUCGUGAUGGAUGAAGCGCAGCUGGAUCAUUAUCUACUGUCCGAAGAUUCGGCUUUAUCCGCGCUGCGAAUGCGUUCCCUUGACUUCAAUUCUCUCCUGGACGCCAAAUCAGCGGACUUCUUAACCAAGCGCUUCCAGCUGCUGAUAAUGACUUAUGGCUCGGUUUUGACCGAGUCAGACCCUGGAUUCUCCCAACUGUCCGCUAUGCAGCGCAACUGCGAGCGACUGAGGGCUCAAGAGGUGAACCUGUUGCGUGCCAGCCUUCAAGCCAUACACGACACAAGGGGCCUACAUUUACUUCCUCUGCUGACAGGCUAA